This is a messenger RNA of Chanos chanos (milkfish), 2238 nucleotides long. RefSeq names its product hormonally up-regulated neu tumor-associated kinase homolog. Gene Ontology annotation, biological process: intracellular signal transduction; protein phosphorylation. Gene Ontology annotation, cellular component: cytoplasm. Gene Ontology annotation, molecular function: protein serine/threonine kinase activity; ATP binding. The transcript has 10 exons. Bases 1 to 2238 code for a protein of 745 amino acids. Lineage: Eukaryota; Metazoa; Chordata; Actinopteri; Gonorynchiformes; Chanidae. The record is from RefSeq and is a predicted model, not a curated record.
AUGCCUGCUGCAGUGAAGUCUUCUCUGGAGGGAGCAAUGUCGGAUUCAGGCGACUUGGAGAGAGGAGGGCCACUGUGCCUGGGCAAAGUGCCCCGGGAGCUUGUGAAGAACUUCCCCCACACCAAGCGUGUGGGCAGGUACCUGGUGGGAAAGAUGAUAAACAAGGGUUCCUUUGCCAAAGUGAUGGAAGGUCUUCAUAUCACCACCGGAGAGAAGGUGGCCAUAAAGGUGAUUGAUAAGAAGAAGGCUCGUCGGGACUCAUAUGUACUGAAGAACAUGAAGCGAGAGCCCCGUAUCCACCAGGUCAUCCGCCACCCCAAUGUGGUGCUCCUGCUGGAGACCCUGGAGACAGAGAACUCUUAUUACAUGGUGAUGGAGUUGUGCUCUGGAGGAGACCUGAUGGAGAGAAUCUCCCAGCGCAAACGGCUGGAUGAGAGAGAGGUACGCCGUUACACCCGCCAGAUCAUGUCUGCUGUGGAACAUCUACAUCGCCAUGGCGUUGUACACAGAGAUCUAAAGAUUGAAAACUUCCUCCUUGAUGAGCAUAAUAACAUUAAAAUAGUGGAUUUCGGCCUCAGUAACACUCUGAAGUCAGACUCGGUGUCUGCGGAGCUGUUGAACACACAGUGUGGAAGCCCCGCCUACGCUGCUCCUGAGCUUCUCGCACGCAAGAAGUACGGCCCCAAAGUGGAUGUGUGGUCUGUAGGUGUGAGUGUGUUUGCGAUGCUGACAGGCACCCUCCCCUUCACAGUGGAGCCUUACAACAUAAAACAACUGCAUCAGAAAAUGGUGAAUAGAGACAUCAGUGACAUCCCAUCUGACCUUAGCAAAGGUGCUGUUCAGUUUGUGCUAUCUCUGUUGGAGCCAGACCCUGCCAAGAGACCCUGUAUCAAAACUGCUAUGGAAGACAAAUGGCUAAAUGAGGGCUAUGCCAAGAGGCCCCUGAGGAGUAUCUCCUAUGAAAACAGGCUUAGACCAGAGGAACUAAACUCCUCCGUGUUACACUACAUGACGGAGUCUCUAGGUCACAGCCUCUCUGACAUCAUUCACAACGUUGUCAACAACAGUCCCUCCACCAUCCUGGCAGCCUACCACUUACUGCUGAAAAAACUCACCAGGCAACAGAGAGGAGCUAAGGCCUUCAAGAGAGCAGAGAACAGCGAGUGGAACCUGUCUAAUAAAAGCAUAUGGAGAGAAAAGAGCAACCCCGAGGCCAAAAGCAAUCAACAGAAUGAAGCAGCCAAUGACAGGAGUCCAAGACCACCCAGUAAGACCCAAGCAAGCCAAUCAAAUGAGAGCAUCUCUCAGGGCAGCAGGAAGAGGCCAGAGGAGAUAGAUGGACAGAGCCACCUGAGUGCAGAGCAGCGGAUGGACUCUCCCUCUCCUUUACCAGUAGAUGGAAUCACUGAUGAUGAUGUCGCCAUCACUGUGGAGACAAAGGAAGGACUAUUCCCAGAGGUCUCAGCGUUUGGUGAGCGGGAGUUGGUCCAUAUUUCACCCCCAAAGUGUUCCUGCAGGGAAACAUCUGGUUCAAACCUCUGUGACUCCAACCCCUGUGACACACUGGUUACACUGGAAAAUGCUAAAGAUUCAGCCACGGCUAAACCGACAUCUAAACCCAUGGCCGACCUGCAGGCGACACCUUCCGACAGUUACCUCGGCGAGGACCUGACCUACCCCCAUAACGACAGGCUGGAGAAGUUACAGACUUUCUACUCAGACAAAGCUGUGUCUCCCAGAAUGCACUUUGAGAACAGGGGGGGACAGCGUUUUAAGGACCUCCUCCUGGCCAUUGAGGAGAAAGCCCAUCCUGCUCGUCAUCUCAGCGCAAUGGAGACAAACACACAGACUUCCCCAUUACCACGACUGCACCACACCAGCACACUGAAAGAUACAACCAGAAAGGUCACAUGGGUGGGACUAACAGGUCAUGUUGGUACAGGUGCAGGGUGCUACCCUUUCCUGGUACAUGGCUCUAAAACCCCAGUUUACCCAUCACAGAUGCAAGAUGCACUGAAGAGUCUGAGACAGACAAAGGAAAGGAGAAAUGUAGGAACAGGCAGAGGAGGGGGUAGAGGAGGAAUGGUAACCAUUGGUAACGCAGCUAAACGGAACUCUGUACAACUUAGAACUUCCAUUCAACGGAGGGUCACUGACCUCAACCUGCCAAUGCUUCCGACCUCAUUCCGGAACAAAACAGACAAAAACACGGAAAUCUUCCGCAUGGACUUUGGGUAA